Molecule: messenger RNA, 1989 nt
Organism: Synchiropus splendidus (mandarinfish)
Lineage: Eukaryota; Metazoa; Chordata; Actinopteri; Syngnathiformes; Callionymidae
Gene: tspan36
Product: tetraspanin 36
Exons: 8
Coding region: 269-1006 (245 amino acids)
Biological process (GO): protein maturation; protein localization to plasma membrane; regulation of vascular endothelial growth factor signaling pathway
Cellular component (GO): membrane
Source: RefSeq, a predicted model, not a curated record
AGUCAGUGUAUAUAUAUAUUGUGACAUGUGUGAUUCAGGAGCACACGAUAACCAGUGCCUCAAAUGCUAUUUUAGCCCGACCAAACAAUAGAGCACUUUUUUACAUCUUCGAACUGUUGGUCAGUUGAACGCGCGCUUCAAGACAUGUGACUGCGUGACGUCACUGAGUCCUACUGAGCUUGUGACCGCCAACGGAGGUUCUUCAGGAGCGAGUGAAAACCGAGUCGUGUCGGCUUCUCUCUCAGGCUGCUCUCCUCCACCAGACAACAUGGACUGCGGAAUCAUCACGUCCAAGACCGUCCUUCUCUUCCUCAGCUUGGUGUUUUGGGGAGCUGGAGCAGCGCUGGCCUAUGUCGGCUCCUAUGUCAUCAAGAGUUAUGGCACCUUUGAAACCUUCAUCCAGGACAAGUACGCCUUGAUCCCGGCGGCCAUCAUCAUCGGUGUCAGCGUGGUGAUGUUCAUCAUCGGCCUGGUGGGAUGCUGCGCCACGCUCAAAGAGUCCAAGCUCGGCCUGAGCUUCUUCUUCCUGAUCAUCAUGGUGAUAUUCGUGGCGGAGGUGGCCGCUCUGGUGUUGAGCUUCAUUUAUAAGGAGAAGAUCAAUGGAGAAUUGGAAGUUUCCAUGAAUCAAACUUUCGGAAAGUACGACGGACAGAACGUGGAGUCCAUCGCUGUUGACAACUUGCAGAAGCAGUUGCAGUGUUGUGGAGUCAAAAACUACACCAGCUGGAGCACUACUUCCUGGUUCAGCACCCACAACAGCACAGUUCCUCUGACCUGCUGCAAGAGCAACAGCACAGGCUGCACAGGACAACUGGAUCAGUUGGACCUGCUCAACCUUGAGGGCUGCGAGACCAAACUGGAGAGGCUGCUGCAGGACGUGCUGGGAUAUGCCAUGCUGGUCAUCCUGGGAUUCGCCAUCAUCAAGUUCUUCGGGAUGUUGAGCGUCUGCAUCAUCACCUGUAACGGCAACGGCCGGAGGACCGGAUACCAGCCGCUCUACGCCUAAAGCUUCCUCUUCAAACCCCACAUAAACUUGUCACUCAGGCGGGGUUUGUUGGCCACUGUUGCUGACCAGCUUGUUUUUAUUUAAAUUUACGGUACAUUCUCUUAGCGCACCAGAGUCCUUCCUCUUUUAUCAAUUGUUAAGAAAUUCUGAAGAAAAUUUCUACUUUCAGUAACUUAGGUUUAAAUGAUGAUUCUGCCUUUGGAAAAUAAAUUGUACGUUGCUCAUCCAAGAUCACUGCUGUGGAGUGGAAAAAUAAUAGUCUGCAGACUUUUUCAUCGUAUUUAUGUCGACCUUCCUGACUUCUACUACUUCAAGUUUUGGUUGUUUUUAUUGUCUUUCUAAAUUAAAAGUGAAAUAUUUCACGACAACGUUGUUGCUGUCCAGUCAUGUCUUCGCAGAGAAAAUCUGUUUUAUCCAGUCAGAUCACUGGGCCGAAGAUUAUUUUGCUUUUUGCCACAGCACUUUAUUUUAGAUGGUACGUUUCGCUCGGGACACAACAAGAAAUGUGACCCGUGCUAUCUUCCGCUCACCACCUGACUCAGUGCUGAUAAGAAAGUCCACAGUGCUGUACAUAUGGUAAUCUUUUUGGGACUUCACCGGUGUCGUAAUGCAUUAUAAACACCAGGGUGUUAUUGUUCUAUGACAGGUCAACAACGCAUGGAACUUCCCUGGUUUUCACUCUGUUCUUAUCUCAGCUGUUGCCAAGUUGCCGAGGAGAGAGAAACACAUGCCUACCUUUGUGUGUGUUUGUGGCUGUGCUCCACGAUUGAAUUGUUUCACUCUUAGAGGUCAUGCAAGGAAGUUUUUGACUGUGCAACAAUAAACCUGUUGCACCGCUUCACCAGUGUUUGACUCUGUGUGACCCACAAUGUGCUGCUGUUCAGCCUGUUGGUCUUGUACUCCACCUUUUACACUCAAGUCCACCGUCCUAUUUGUUUGUGAGUGUACACGUUUUAGUUAAAAAUAAAGUACCUAUUGUGUUA